UUAAAAAAGUAAAUAUUUUUCGCAGAGUCUCGGGAGAAUGGGGUAGAAUUUAGUCUUCAUUUACUUCCUUCUUGCUUGAAAAUGACGUGAUUCUAUGGCACAACCAUGCGGAGCAGAAGUAACUCCGGUGUGCGACUUGAUUUCUAUCAUCGUUUAGUCACAAAAACUAUCAUUUCUCACCAGCAUCCUGUGACUGGUCUGCUGCCGGCGAGUACCGUUCUAAAAGAUGCGUGGGUACGAGACAACGUAUACAGUGUCAUCUCCGUGUGGGGAUUGGCACUGGCGUACAGGAAGCAGGCUGAUCUGGAUGAAGACAGGGCAAAAGCCUACGAACUAGAACAGCAUGUAGUGAAACUCAUGCGAGGCCUCCUGAUGUCCAUGAUGAAGCAAGUGGAGAAGGUGGAAGCCUUCAAGAAGACCCAGAGUCGCAAGGACUGCCUGCACGCCAAGUACAACAUCAAGACGGGCGACCCCUGCGUUGGGGACCACGAGUGGGGCCACCUGCAGAUUGACGCCACGUCGCUGUACCUGCUGAUGCUGGCUCAGAUGACUGCAUCAGGAUUGCAGAUUAUAUUUACCCUUGAUGAAGUAGCCUUUGUCCAAAAUCUUGUCUUCUACAUCGAGCAUGCGUAUCGGAUACCUGAUUAUGGAAUUUGGGAAAGAAGUGACAAGACGAACCACGGCUUCCCUGAACUGAAUGCAAGCUCCAUUGGAAUGGCAAAGGCGGCCAUGGAAGCGUUGAAUCAGUUGGACCUGUUUGGAGCGCGGGGAGGCCCAGCCUCGGUAAUUUGUGUCAAGGCAGACAUGAUUGCCAAGUGCCAGGCAGUCCUGUACUCUAUGCUGCCCAGAGAGUCCAACUCCAAGGAGAUAGAUGCAGGUCUCCUUGGUAUCAUCGGCUUCCCUGCAUUUGCUGUCGACGAUGAAGGCAUAGCCAACAUGACCCGCCGACACAUUAUAGACAAACUACAGGGGAGAUACGGAUGCUGUAGAUUCCUGAGAGACGGGUACAAAACAGCCUUGGAGGAUCCCAACCGACUGUACUACGAGCCGGCCGAGCUGAAGGUCUUUGAGAAAAUCGAGUGUGAGUGGCCGCUGUUCUGGACCUACCUCCUGAUUGAGGGCGUGUUCAAGGGCAACAAGGAGCAGGCGGAUGAGUACGCCGAGGGCAUUCGGGACAUCCUGGUACCAAUGAGUGACUCCACAAAAGUGGUGCCUGAGCUGUACUACGUCCCUAAAGAUAAGGUGGGGUUAGAGUACAAGAACCCCCACAGCCAGGACCGGCUGCCCGGCGGCAAGAUCCCCCACAUCUGGGGUCAGUCUCUGUACAUCCUGGGCCUGCUGCUUCAGGAGGGCUUUGUGGCCCCUGGAGAGGUGGAUCCGCUCAACCGACGCAUGUCCAUGGAACCCAAACCGGACCUUGUUGUCCAGGUGUCUUUGGUCGCCGAGGAUAAACUGAUUCAAGAGUCAUUGAAGAAGCACGGCUUUGACGUCCAGACCAUUGAAGAGGUCUCGCCAGUCCGCAUCUACCCAGCGCGUGUGCUCACUCAUUUAUACAAGAGAUUAGGUAAGAACAAGAAGUUGGGUCUUUCAGGAAACGUCUCUAAGGAGAACGGUCUCCUAAGCACCAGUAAACUCUACAACGUCCGAGGAGAGAUCCUGGCAUUCGUUCCCCAGUUCAUGGAUCAGCAUCACUUCUACCUGGCCCUGGACAAUGACCUGCUGUCGGAUAUCUCCAAGACAGACGUGGCGUACCUCUGUUACAACUGGAGGGAGAUCGGCCGGCCCAUAGUCACCUUCAUCAUCACCCACACAAUGAUGGGUGAGCAAGGCAUGCUAGGGGGCGCCAUGUGGUCCGUCAUCCGCAAGAUCAAGACCGGCUACUUGAACGGCGUUCAGGUCAAGAUGGGUCAUCUCCACGAGUUCCUGAGCACUUCCUGCAUCAAGCACCUGAGCUUCCUGGAGUCAGCACAGCAGGGUGAACACAUGACCAUUGAUCAGUACUUGGAGCCACACCUCUCCACGACCUGUCCCAGGCCCUUCCUGCCUCCCGUGGUGGAGAUGAAGGAAGGCAUCGGCAAGGCCAACCUGACACCCCUUUCAUCGGAGGAGCAGAUCGCUGGAACGCCGAAGUCCCGUCGGAUGUCCGUCGCGGGAAUCGUUCAGCGCACCCGCUCCAUUGACCUCGGACACGGCUAUACGGGUGGGAGAGGUCGGAAGAAGGGCGUCUUCCGGCAAGAGGAGGUGGAGGAUUUGCCCAACAUAGUCGAGCACGUCAGCCCCUCCCCCAAUCAGGAAUCGAUGACUUGGUUUGAAGCCGUCCGAUCGCCCAACAAGUUGAGCAGCAAGCCGUCCUUCCAUCUCCUGCCCGAAGACCUUGCGGCCUCCCCCAUGAAGCGCACGGCAAGCUGGACGCAGGAUAAGAUGGUUGUGGAUAUGUACAAAGGGUUGAAUUCUGGGGAAGUUCUAUCCCAGCUGUCUGAGUCCAUGUCCUUGAGUGAUCAGGCUGACAUUCUGCACUAUCUCUACGUGGUAGAGGGCUUGAAGUGGGACACCAAACUCAGCAAGAGGCAGGACCAGGUAGUGACCGUCCAGACACUCAUGGAGGAACUGUAUUACAAGAGUGCCCACUUCAAGGCCUGGUCAGUAGUCCGUCACACGGCCGGCAUCCUGGAGAAACGAGUGGAGAACCUAGCCCAGGCCGUGACGGCGCUCCUGGUGCGUCAGAAGCAGGUGUCGGUGGGCAUCCCCCCGGAGCCCAGGGAGAAGAUCAUCACGGCUCCCUUGCCUCCCAAGAAGCUGCACAAGGUCAUCGCGGAGGCCUGCGGGGAGGAUAAGAGCUCACUGGUGCUGACUCAGGAACUCUUGAUGUAUCUGUCCAUGUUCAUAAAGACAGAGCCCAAGCUCUUCUACGAGAUGUUACGCAUCCGUGUCGGCCUCAUUAUGCAGGUCAUGACCUCUGAACUCGCACGCACAUUGGGAUGUCAGGGGGAUAAGGCCUAUGAGCACCUGAUGUCCCUCAGCCCCUACGAGAUGAAGGACCUCUUGCACCACAUUCUCAGCGGCAAGGAGUUUGGGGUGUCUGCAGCGAGUGCCAAAUCAGUUGGCAUCAUGGAGAGACAGUUGUCUAUUGUCAGUACCCAGAAGGAUGAGCUUAUGGGACUGACACAGCUCAAACGCCAGUUGACGUCUAAAGCCUUGAGUCUUAAAGACGUGGAAUUGGAGGAUGAUGUGUUCCAAGAGAAAGUGGGCCAGUGGCUGCGACGUCGCAGGCUAGAUGGCGCCCUCAACCGUGCACCCGCAGAGUUCUACCAAAAAGUCUGGAAGAUUCUUGAGAAGUGCCAUGGACUGAGCAUCGAGGGCUACAGCCUCCCGCACCACAUGACCCGUGAGAUGACGGAGAACGAGUUCAAGUUUGCCCUGCAGGUGGAGUCGGCGCUGAACCGCAUCCCCCAGCCCGAGUUCCGCCAGCUGGUGGUGGAAGCCCUCAUGGUGCUGUCCCUGAUCGUGGAGAAUGACUGGCUCAGCAACCUGGGCGCCAUCAUACAAGUGGAAGGGCUGGUUAUCGAAGCUAACGAGAUCUUCUUGAAAGAUCAGCGCCGGAAAAAAUCCAGGACAAAGUCAGUUGAUGGCAUUCCUAAAACUGACUUAGAAACCACACCCCUGGCCCAAGGUUUGCGAGAUUCACAAAUUCCCAAGACUGAAGAAGGCACCAGUGAUUUUGACGGUGCCAGAUCGACUGUCCCCAUGUCAUUAAAAGUACGACGUUCCAGAAGGUCCAGAAGGAGUUCCACUGGUUCAGAAAUGUUAGAGAUGGACGUCAAAGGUGAUGCCACCCUGUGCUGUGCGUUAGACCGCCCUCGCCCGGUGCCGCUAGCCUGCGGCGGGGUGUCCGGCAUCUGCUGUCACUUCUACGACAGCGCCCCCAGCGGUGUCUACGGCACUAUGGCCUACCUGGCCAAGGCCGCCGCCAAGAAGUUGAGCUUCCACCACCAGUUUGACGAGAACGCGGAGGUGGACUGCAGAGUCAGCUGAUGAUGCUGAACAAAGUUUCCUCUCUCCUCCAACUCUCAAUGGUUGGGUGCUCUCUGAGAGUUGUAGGAGUCUACCCAGGUGGUAAUACUCAGUCCACUGCCAUGUUGCUGCAGAUUACUUAAACCUCAGGUCCAACUUUUAGAUCAGACGGUUGGUAGCAAUAACGAUUACUGGGUUAAUCAAAACACAGUCCGUCAGAGUCGGAGUGAGGUCCAUCCCUGGUCAAGUCACAAAGUCAAGUCAAGUCAAGUCAAGUCAUACUGCAAAACCUUUGUGUGUAUACACGUCAUCUGACGCAAACUGGUUAAAAACACCAUGCAACUUAUUAACUAGUAAACGGCACAGUACUUUCCCGUAUUGAAGAAAACAACUUCAAAGUGUAGCUUAUAACCACGAUCCUUUUCCACCGAGGCUACAAUUUAUCGUACUCAUCACAAAGAAUUGUAAUGUUAUACCUCUGUUUUUAGGGAGGAUUUUGUAGUUGCUUAGUUUAAUAAGCACCUUGUUGUGUAAGUACUUGUAAGAAAUAUUGCAUAUGAAUGAUUGCAUUUUGACUUGUUAAAAAGUGUGCUAAUGAAAAACCUUGUUUAACGGCAUUCCUUCCAGACAAUACAGACCAUGAAAAUGGAUUGAAAUGCUCAAAAUUAAAGGACUGUUAUUUGUUUCAGCGUGCAUUUGUGGAAACUGAAAUAUACAUCCAUGUUUUUCACUAUUAUUGAGAUAUAUUUAGGUAAACCAUUUUUUGCUGUUUCAAAUAAAUGCAGUUAUAUUUUACAAAAGCUUGCUUUUUUACAUCUCGAUUAGCAACAUAUCUUCUAACUUUGGUAUUGUUUUGGUUUCAAGUUUUAUACUAGCUUGGGCGUGCAGAAAAGUGUGAAAAAGCAAAAAUUGUUAUUCGCUUUAGUUGCAGCUUCGUUUUGGUUUUUCUGUUUGAAAUCUAGCUCUAGGUUCUGCAGCAGGUUGAAUUGGUACAAGAUGAAAAAUUGGAUGCAGUUUUUUUUACUUGUAUGGACUUAAGUAGAAACAUCUUUUACUUUGGCGCCCGAAUAAUCUGAAUUACUUUGGGUCACACUGUAUACUGAUGCUUGCAAUCAGUGAAACGUGUGAUGCUUCUGCCAAUAUGGGUUCAAUUCCAUCUUAAGUAACUAUAGAAGAAAUGUCUCCGCUAACGGUUGGCACAUUCACAGGUCAGUGAGGAAUUUUAGCCUGUGCAUAUGAAGUUCACAUCCGGUAAUCAUAACAUCUUGUGCUAAUUGUACAGGGUGGUGCAAAAAGAAGGAAACCCACUUUUGACAGGAAUUUUAACCUGCUUGCUUAACUAAUUUGAAUUUUUUUUAUAAUGCAGUAUAGUUCAACCAUCCGUGGUGAAAAAAUGUUUAAAAAUGGUGUUAUUAUUUUCAAGAAAUAGUGUAUUUUUUUUUUCUAUUCGCAAGAAUAGUGUUAUGCUAAUUUGAAUCAAAGUCACCAAAAUCACUGUUGCCCAGUGUCCACGUUUAAGUCUAGUGUAGUUUUGUCUUCAAAUCAAGCUCCGGAGCUCAGUCAAGCAGAUGGAAUAUUUUGGUUCUCGGACAAACAGUUUUGGCACAUGAUGUGUUUUAAACUACCGUAUAUCAGAGACAAAAUAGGCGUUUGCAAUCAUUUCUUCAUCAUUUAUGUUUGAAGAUCAAUACUUUAAUACCGUUUAUUAUUUUUUUUUUAAAAAUAUGCUCAACAAGUAAGUGAAAAUUGCUGUCAAAAGUGGGUUUCCUUCAUUUUGCGCCACCCUGUAGAAGUGCCGAAUUUCUUAAUUAGCAUAGAAUGAUUGAUCGGAUCAUCAGUAUAGAUUUUCGUGGACGGCAGCACCCAGAAAUUGCACCCUUAUCUUUAGCUGGAUGGAAAAUCAGCAACAAAUUAGUUUAAUCAAGUAGUUUGAUUGGCGUAUUUCAUCCUUCUUCAACAGAAACUGCUCCAAGCUUUCAGUCCAGGUUUUCUUUUUUAAAUGUUAAUUGCUGGCAGGUGUACAUGUCGCUAAUGAGCAGCUGGCAAGUGGUAUUAAUUCCCUUCUGACUGGGCUAGCACUGCCCACAUUUGGAAGUGAUGAUAGCCGAGCUAUGGUCUGACUUAGGCAGGAACUUGUCAUUUCCAAUUAACCACGGCCAAUUUCAUGCAGAUGCCAACUACAAAAAUGUGCUAACCAGAGAGAAUUAUUUGCUCAGCCAAAACAGAUAACCAGUUAAAUUGUUGUGCAUUUUAUUGCUUGUGAAUGGUUACCAGCUAAUUUUUUUUUUUAGCCCAUCGCGUGAAUUCGCUUACUCGAUUUUGUGCCAAAGACAUUGGGCUUUGGUCCGAUAUCUCGACAUGCGGCGUUGUUAGUUUUAAGUUCAGGGGGCAAGAAUAUUAUUGGAAGAGAGAUGGCUUGUGAUACGCAUUUGUACUGAUGGUAACUUUAAUGAUAAUUUCCAGAUUCAUAAAUUAGUGUGUGAAUCUUUUACACUGGCCCCAGUUUCAGCAGCCUUUGAAGGAAAGGAGCAUGUUUUUCUUGAACAACUGUACAUAUAAAUACACAUUAUUAUGCCACAUACGGAUAUUCACAUUGUUCUCAAUAUCUGAUAGCAGCGAUGAUUAUUCAUUGUACACAAGUGGCGAAGAGAAAUUUGUGCUAUAGACCAAUAUGUUGCGGCCACCUUGAUUUUUUCCCCAUUCAAAUCAACGUUACUAAAGCGAGGCUGGAAGGAAAUAGUCUGGUUCCUUUUUGCACACACACAAAAAUCAUUCAGUACUGUUACUGGAUACGGGGAACAUGACUGAAAUGGUGGCAGCAUGAUAAAGGUCUAUUAGGUGUAAGGCUGACUGAAAGAGAGUUGUAUAUUUUGAAAUGUUGCACAAUAACUGCGCAAUAAAAAAGAAAGAAUGGUAAGUUGGUUUGGCUUGCCAGCUAUUCUAGUUGACUCCAUCCUAUAUCUGAAAUAAAAUCAACUCGAUUUUCACAAAUUUUCACGAUUUUGUUCAUUCUUGUUUGAUACUUACAGUAAAUGCAAAUUGGGAUUUUCAAGCAGCUACUUUUUUUACAAGCUGCAGCAUGCUUUGCAUAAAAACCAAAGAAAUUUGUAUUGUGUGGUGUUAAUUUUUUUGGGUUUGAAUGCUGUCUUUUCUCUUUCACGAAAUUGCCAAAUUGUGUGUGUGUUUAAAAAAAAUAUUGUUAAUGGUGAACUAAUAUUUAUAGUAUGCUAGUACUGACAUAAAUUUUAAGGUUGUGCAUUUUGUAAAUGUGUACAUAACAGUAAACAAAAAAUAUGUUGUGAGUUAUUAGUUCUCCACGAAAAAUAAAAUGUAAAGUGAAGUUUCAAAAGGCAA
Patiria miniata (bat star) is the source of this 7365-nucleotide messenger RNA. RefSeq names its product probable phosphorylase b kinase regulatory subunit alpha. The record is from RefSeq and is a predicted model, not a curated record. The transcript has 26 exons. Gene Ontology annotation, biological process: glycogen metabolic process. Lineage: Eukaryota; Metazoa; Echinodermata; Asteroidea; Valvatida; Asterinidae. Gene Ontology annotation, molecular function: calmodulin binding. The coding region runs from base 106 to 4032 and encodes 1308 amino acids. Gene Ontology annotation, cellular component: phosphorylase kinase complex.